This is a messenger RNA of Trichomonas vaginalis G3, 783 nucleotides long. RefSeq lists its product as uncharacterized. The record is from RefSeq and is a predicted model, not a curated record. NCBI's taxonomy places the organism in Eukaryota, Parabasalia, Trichomonadida, Trichomonadidae. The transcript has a single exon. The coding region runs from base 1 to 783 and encodes 260 amino acids.
AUGGAUAAGGCAGCACAAAUCGAGCUUUUAAAGAAGGAGCAUCAGGUUGCUGUGGACAAUUUCGAUUUCGAUCGUGCCGAAAGUAUAUCAAUACAAAUAAAGAAGCUCCAAACAGCUCAAAACAGACCUCAAACAAGAAAUACUCAACUCGAUGAAGAAACUGAAAAGCUUAAAACAUCAGCAAAUAUUGCCAAAACAAAGACAACACAAGACCGCGUUGAACUUCAAAGAAAAUUCCAUGAACGUUUCCAAGAAUUAACAAAACAGCAUACUGAAGAGCUUAAUAAUUUAAGUCUCUCAUAUGCACUUGCUCGUGAGCGUGAGUUAAAGCGUCCUGUUCACGAGGCAUCAGUCAAAUAUGAGCAAUCAAAGAAAUUCGGAACUGAUCAUAACUAUCAAAUGGCUCGUUCGCUCUAUCAAGAAGCUGUUCAACUAGAAGAAGAAGUCCGUGAAAAGAGAACUCGCCAGAUUGAAGAACAGUAUCGUCGCCAAAAAUCAAAACUUGAAGCUCGCCAAAAACGCGAAACAGACUUACUUGCAGAGAAGCAACGCGCAGCCCUUGAAGAGCUAGAACUGAAAGCAUCAAAAGAACAGUCAAGACUUGACCGCGUUCAAAAAGCAGCUGAACUUAAAUCAACUUUACGUUACCGCGAUAUUCCUCAUGUUUCUGGUACAAUGACUCCAAGGAAGAGGUCAUCUUCAGUCUCUUCGUCAAGAGCUCCUUCUUCAGCUCGUAGAUCAUCUACAUCUUCAUCAAGAUUGAGCAGCAGAUCUCCGAUUUAA